CUCUCUCCAAUAAGCACUUUCAAACACCAUAGACGAGAAAAGCUUCAGUUUUCCAAAGGGGAAUAAUUAAUAUAAUUCUUUUCUUUUUCAGUUCAAUUUUUUUACUUCUUUGAAAUGGUUUAAGGCUUUGUGGAGAGAUUCAAAAUCCUACUCUCUGGGGGAAAGAGAGAAAUAGGUUUACACUUCAAUGGGUCUUUGCACUUCCAAACCCUCCUCAAAUCCUUCGUUUUCUCCUCCUGAUUCUAGAAAUACCCAUAUCUCUCCGCAGAAUAACGAUAUCCACCGUAAGUCUAACUCUAUUCCGGCUUCUCCCUUACCCGAUGGAGUAGACCGUAACCAAGACCAGAACCCGAAGGAAGAUCAAGGUAAAGAAGAAGUAGAAGAAAAGGAAAGCUCAAUUUCCAACAAUGAAGGCAAGAAAUCGCCGUUUUUCCCGUUUUACAGUCCCAGUCCAGCUCAUUACUUGUUUUCCAAGAAGUCCCCGGCGAGAUCUUCGACCAAUUCGACUCCGAAACGGUUUUUCAGGAGGCCGUUCCCUCCGCCGUCUCCGGCUAAGCACAUUAAGGCCGUUCUUGCUCGGAGGCACGGGUCUGUGAAGCCUAAUGAGGCCGCGAUUCCAGAAGGAAGCGAGGCGGAGGCGGGAGCAACCGGUACUGGACUGGAUAAGAGCUUCGGGUUCUCGAAGCACUUUGGGAGCAAAUAUGAGAUCGGAGACGAAGUAGGAAGAGGCCAUUUCGGUUAUACCUGUGCGGCGAAGUUUAAGAAAGGAGAGCUUAAAGGACAACAAGUUGCCGUUAAAGUUAUACCUAAAGCGAAGAUGACCACCGCAAUUGCCAUUGAAGAUGUUAGAAGGGAGGUAAAAAUAUUAAGAGCUCUUUCUGGACAUAGCAAUUUAGUACAAUUCUACGAUGCCUAUGAGGACCAUGAUAAUGUCUACAUAGUGAUGGAGUUAUGUGAAGGAGGGGAGCUCUUGGACAGAAUUCUUUCAAGGGGUGGAAAAUACACUGAGGAUGAUGCAAAAGCUGUGAUGGUUCAGAUACUUAAUGUUGUUGCCUUCUGCCAUCUUCAGGGGGUUGUGCACCGGGAUCUUAAACCUGAGAACUUCUUGUUUACGUCAAAGGAUGAAAGUUCACAUUUGAAGGCCAUAGACUUUGGCUUGUCUGAUUUUGUGAAACCAGAUGAAAGGCUUAAUGACAUUGUUGGUAGUGCAUACUAUGUAGCACCAGAAGUUCUACAUAGGUCUUACAGUACAGAAGCAGAUGUCUGGAGUAUAGGUGUGAUUGCUUAUAUUCUUUUGUGCGGUAGUCGUCCAUUUUGGGCACGAACAGAGUCUGGGAUUUUUCGAGCUGUUCUAAAAGCUGAUCCAAGUUUUGACGAAGCACCUUGGCCAUCUCUAUCCGCUGAGGCUAGGGAUUUUGUGAAGUGCUUACUGAAUAAGGACCCAAGGAAAAGAUUGACUGCUUCCCAAGCCUUGAGUCAUCCCUGGAUAAAAACGUGUAAUGAUGUAAAAGUGCCCUUGGAUAUACAGAUAUUCAAACUCUUGAAGGCUUACCUGCGCUCUUCAUCUCUUCGGAAGGCUGCGUUAAGGGCCCUGUGUAAAACUUUGACUGCAGAUGAGCUAUUUUAUUUGAAGGAGCAGUUUCAACUAUUUGAACCAAAUAAAAAUGGCACUAUAAGCUUAGAAAAUAUUAAAGCGGUUCUGAUGAAAAAUGCAACAGAUGCCAUGAAGGAUUCUCGCAUCCCUGAGUUUCUUGCAUCACUAAAUGCACUUCAAUACAGACGGAUGGACUUUAAUGAAUUCUGUGCAGCUGCAUUAAGUGUGCAUCAGCUUGAGGCUCUUGAUCGGUGGGAACAACAUGCACGUUGUGCUUAUGAACUCUUUGAGAAGGAUGGAAAUAGACCUAUUGUCAUCGAAGAGCUAGCUUCGGAGCUUGGACUGAGCCCAUCCGUGCCUGUUCAUGCAGUUCUUAAUGACUGGAUUAGGCACACUGAUGGGAAGCUAAGUUUUCUCGGAUUUGUCAAAUUGUUGCACGGUGUAUCUAGCCGAACCCUCACAAAAGCUCAAUAGAAGCCGUGAAACUUACAAAAGAGCUCCAAGAAUUACAUGUUUCUUGAGCUUGGUUUGCAUAAAUAAAUGAAUCAGGUGAGGUCUUCGGUAGCUAAGCCAGAGUAUGACAAGUGGUAGAGUGAAUUUUGCAGUCUCAAUCACCGCGUCCCACCUCAAAGCUCUUCGGUUAUGGCUUAUUUCCUUUCGUCUGGCACAAGCUUUAUUAAAAAAAAAAUGAAUGAAUGAAAAACACAUGAUUGAAGCCAUGAGCCUCAUGCAAGUGCAACUUAACAUUGACAAAGCUUUUAGUCAUUUUUAUGUUUGUUUCCUCGGUAAAGUUGUAGUU
This is a messenger RNA of Hibiscus syriacus, 2393 nucleotides long. RefSeq names its product CDPK-related kinase 5-like. The transcript is spliced from 11 exons. Lineage: Eukaryota; Viridiplantae; Streptophyta; Magnoliopsida; Malvales; Malvaceae. The record is from RefSeq and is a predicted model, not a curated record. Gene Ontology annotation, biological process: intracellular signal transduction; peptidyl-serine phosphorylation; protein autophosphorylation. Gene Ontology annotation, cellular component: nucleus; cytoplasm. Gene Ontology annotation, molecular function: calcium-dependent protein serine/threonine kinase activity; calmodulin binding; ATP binding. Bases 188 to 2068 code for a protein of 626 amino acids.